Myxozyma melibiosi is the source of this 2269-nucleotide messenger RNA. RefSeq lists its product as uncharacterized. The transcript has 2 exons. Lineage: Eukaryota; Fungi; Ascomycota; Lipomycetes; Lipomycetales; Lipomycetaceae. The coding region runs from base 198 to 1898 and encodes 566 amino acids. The record is from RefSeq and is a predicted model, not a curated record.
UAUAGACGUCUGCUGCCGACAAGACUAGUCUGAAGCAAAAGUCAGCUAAACGGGCAAAGAAAAGCAAUGGCGUGAAAGACGCUGGAGCGGGCUCGCGACGGCCCUCGGUCGCCUCGGCUGACGCGGGGGGGUCGCCAAAGUCGUCGAAAACAACAGAGAUACCGCAGAAACCGGCGACGAGGUCGGCGGCAGAGAAAAUGAAACAAGAGGGCGCCGGCGAGUCGGAGGCGGAGAAGGAGAGUCCAAGUCGAGCGAACGAGGGACCGCCGAGCGACAACAAUGCGUCGCCGGGCAAACAACAGCAACAACAGCCUACUCCCUCAUCACAGUCCACGUCGCGACGCGAAUCGGCGGUUUUGUCAGAGAAAACCACGGGCGAAGGGAAGGAGGCGGUCGAGAACCUGUCAGAGUCCGUGAAGCAGGGCCAGCAGACGAUGCGCGAGCAUGAACGGCAGCAGCUGAUGAUGCUGCAGGAGCAGCAGCAGGCGCUCAUCCAGCAGCGUCUUGAGCAGCAGCAUCAAAUGGACCAGAACGGACGGGUGCGGUCGCAGUCUGUGCAUUCGGCUGAUUUGCAGGGCGGGAGUCCUGUCGGCUUAGCAGCAGCGCAGGCGCAGCCUUCGUUCCAGCCGGAAGCAAACUCACAGCAGCAGCAACAGCAGCAGGCGUAUCCGCCUUACUACCGGCAACAGCCAGGACAGGCGGGUGGUGGUCAAGCAUACUAUCCGCAACGAUCUUACCCGCAGCAGACCCCGGGCCAGCAGAUGUACGCGCAGGGCAACUACCCACAACCCGCGAGCCAGCAGCAGUUUGCAUACCCUCCUCAGCAGCAGGCAUCGCAGGGCUCCUACCUCUCACCUCAGACGCAGAGCGCGCAGGGACUGUACGCGCCGGGUGUGUCGCAGCCGUCGCAGCAGUUUGUCGCGCAGCAGCCAGCUGGAGGGUUCCAGCCGUCGCCGUCGCAGCAACACGCGCAACCCGCGCCCUAUAACGCACAACCUCAGACAUACCCGCCACCACAGUCUCAAACCCCCGCAAGUCAGAAAUCAAAGUCCAAGACGACAAAGCUGAAACAAAAGAAGCAGUCGUCCUCGCCGCGGGAACAACAACAGUCCUCAUCACAGCAACAGCCGUCGCCGGCCGAGCAACAGGCGCCGCCGCGGCUGCCGCCGAUCUCGCAGCUUUCGCAGCCGCCGGCGCCGAUGGCGCAGUAUGCGCAGCAAGAACAACAGAUGCCAGCGCGGCCUGCGGACCAGGGCGUGCAGGCGGCGCAGCAGUAUGCAGCGGCGUACCACCAGCCCGCGGGGGUGGGUCAAGAGCAGCAGGGGAUGAUGCAGCAGUAUGCGACGCAGCCGAUGACGCAGCAUCCGAUAUACGCGCCUGCAGCACAGCAGAGCCAGGCGGGGUAUUAUACGACGUACCGGGAUUCGAAUGAGCAGUAUGGAGCAGCUGUUGCUGGGACGCAGGCGACAGGGUAUCAGCCUUUUAUCGAUCCUGCUCUGGGCGGUGUUCGACAGGGCCAGCAGGCGCAGCAACUGAGAUACUUCCAACAACCAAUACAACCCAACAGCGCGCCUCCGAUGGUCCCAACUGACAGCCAAGUCCAAGCGCUUGCGCGCACGCCGCGGACGCGCAAGCGACAAGUGAACGGAGCCGAGAUGGCGGUAGUUGCGCCGGUGAUUGUGCAGCCUGUGCCGACGGGGGCGGCGAUCGCGAUGGCGGCGGCGGACGCGGUGAGUCCGUUGGAGAACGCGCUGGAUGACAAGCGGUUUGAGUGUAGCGAGUGCGGGCGCAAGUUUCGGCGGCGGGAGCAUUUGAAGAGGCAUAUUAGUACUCUUCACCAGCGCGACAAGCGUGAGUGUUUUUCUUUCCCCCUUUUUAUUCUAGAUGAGGGUAUCUGACAAUAUUGUUGAUGGACAGCAUAUGCGUGCGAGUUCUGCAGCCGACGGUUCUCACGGGGCGAUAAUUUACUGCAGCAUUCGCGGAUGCGGCACAGGUACGGACUCGAUCUGCGCGAUAAAGCACGCUUUGUUGGAGACUGAUUUGCUUACCGAGAAGCGUAGGUUGACGGCGACUACGAGGAGUUGAGAUGUGACGGUGUACGAUAGUGAGUGAGGGAGGAAGGGAGUGAGGAGGGGAGGUGAGGUGAGGGAGGAAGAGGAAGGGUGGAUGUAAUUGUUGGAAUGCAGAGAGUUGUUUUGUUAUGUUUUUGUGUUUGUGUUUUACUUGAUUGAGUUAAGUGUAAUAUAGGAUUCUCUCUUAUUCUCCCUGG